This is a messenger RNA of Coregonus clupeaformis (lake whitefish), 1749 nucleotides long. Its product is annotated as beta-1,4-mannosyl-glycoprotein 4-beta-N-acetylglucosaminyltransferase-like. Gene Ontology annotation, molecular function: beta-1,4-mannosylglycoprotein 4-beta-N-acetylglucosaminyltransferase activity. Gene Ontology annotation, cellular component: membrane. The record is from RefSeq and is a predicted model, not a curated record. Bases 1 to 1560 code for a protein of 519 amino acids. Lineage: Eukaryota; Metazoa; Chordata; Actinopteri; Salmoniformes; Salmonidae. Gene Ontology annotation, biological process: N-acetylglucosamine metabolic process; protein N-linked glycosylation. The transcript has 2 exons.
AUGAAGAUUCGAAGGCACAAGUUAUUUUUCUGCUGCGCGUUGGCUCUGUGUGUCCUCUCCCAGCUGCACUACUACUCUGUCAAUGCCCUGAGCUUCCUCUGGAGAGGGAAGGGGAACCCUUCAUACAAUGCUCACCCAGAGAGGUGGCCUCUCCAAUGGCCUGUACCCUUUGACACUGGCCUGUGGGAACCAGGGGAAUACCGGGAGGAAAAGGGGAAUGCAGAGGUGGGUGAGGACCCAUGGGGCAAGGAGCAGCCUGACUCAGGGAAUGUAAACAGAAUGACGGUCACUUUCCCAGACCCCAAAGGGCCAAGGAGGGAACUUCACAAACAGAGCUUCCAUCUUCGCGAUGACCCCACCCUGUUCUUUGUGCACACCAAGUCUGGAGCAUACUGCUUCAGAGAGGGGACAGAAAUGACUUCUCUCAAAGACCACUUAGGACAAAAGGUCCAGGCGGCCGGAGAGGGCCAGCGUAAGAUCCUGCAAGCAAACCAAGAGGAACCCAAGUCAGCCCAAGGGAAAUCAGCCUGGGGGAAGAGGCUGGUGAAGUGUAUGUGUCGCCCAGGCUGGCACGGCCCUCACUGUGGCAUCCCAACCAUGGUGCAACACUCCAACCUGCCCACUAAGGGGCGUCUGACACCCAGAAAGGUUCCUCGGAGGGUCAUCAAUGCCAUUAAUAUCAACCACGAGUUUGACCUCCUCCACGCCCGCUUUCACGAGUUGGCCGACACAGUGGACCUCUUCCUGGUGUGUGAGUCAAACUUCACGGCCUACGGAAAUUCCAAGCCACUACACUUCCUGCGCCUUCUGCUCAACGGGACCUACGACUAUGUGCACAAUAAGAUCCUCUAUGUAUUACUCGAUCACUUCCCUAAAGGUGGCCAGCAGAACGGGUGGAUUGCUGACGACUACCUGCGAACGUUUCUAAGCCGUGACGGGAUGUCCAGGGUGCAAGGCGCCAGGCCGGAUGAUGUCUUCCUCAUCAACGACGCAGACGAGAUCCCGGCCCGCGAGGGCAUCCUCUUCCUCAAACUCUACGACGGCUGGACGGAACCUGUGUCCAUCCAUAUGAGAAAGUCCCUUUAUGGUUUCUUCUGGAGGCAGCCCGGGACGCUGGACGUCCUCUCCGCCUGCACCGUCGCAAUGCUCUUCGCUGUCUACAAUGGAGACGGGAUAUCACUGAGGCGCAGGGAAUACUUCUCCAUGCCGGGUUUCCAGAACUACCAGAGGAAGAGUGGACACAUCCUGGUGCAGUGGUCCAUUGGGAGCCCCGUCCACUACGCAGGCUGGCACUGUUCCUGGUGCUUCAGACCAGAGGGAAUCUCCCAAAAGCUAAUCUCUGCCCAGAAUGGAGACUUCCCCCGCUGGGGAGACUAUGUGGAAAAACGAGACCUGAACUACAUCAAGGGCUUGAUCCGGACUGGGGGAUGGUUCGAUGGCUCGGUGGGGGAGUACCCACCUACAGACCCGAAAGAGCCUAUGUACUCACCCAAAUAUCUAUUAAAGAACUUUCAGCUGUAUCGCUACGUACUUGAUAACCCAUAUGCCUUAUUCUGGUAGAAAACCGGUGAGGAUUCUUUUCUCAUUGUUGAUUUCAAUGGAAGGAAUAUUAACUUCAAGGGGUGUUGCCUGAACAACAUCUCUCUGAUGUCUGGAUCUAUGAAACCUCCACCUUCCCCUCUAAUUGAAGGGCAGGCCGUCCACUUCCUGUCUAAAGACGAAGUAACUAGCAGGUGAGAGGAGGAAUGA